AUGCUGUCGACGACGAAAGUGCCGCCACGCGUGGCAGCGAACGUGGCGCCGCCGCAGUGGGCGACGCUUGGUGUUGGAUCUCAUGUGUCAGUGUCGGCCGUGUGGCAGGGCGCGCGCGGUUUGGGGGGCCUCCUGCCCGUCAGCUCGUGCUCGCCCGGAGGAUCCGACUCACCCGCGACGACCAACUCCGGCGGCUCCGCCGCGUGA
This is a messenger RNA of Emiliania huxleyi CCMP1516, 207 nucleotides long. RefSeq lists its product as hypothetical. The record is from RefSeq and is a predicted model, not a curated record. The transcript has 2 exons. Lineage: Eukaryota; Haptophyta; Isochrysidales; Noelaerhabdaceae. The coding region runs from base 1 to 207 and encodes 68 amino acids.